This is a messenger RNA of Lutra lutra (Eurasian river otter), 5433 nucleotides long. RefSeq names its product PHD finger protein 2 (gene PHF2). Gene Ontology annotation, biological process: regulation of transcription by RNA polymerase II; protein demethylation. The record is from RefSeq and is a predicted model, not a curated record. Gene Ontology annotation, molecular function: histone demethylase activity; transcription coregulator activity. Bases 345 to 3632 code for a protein of 1095 amino acids. Lineage: Eukaryota; Metazoa; Chordata; Mammalia; Carnivora; Mustelidae. The transcript has 22 exons.
GGGGCGCUGACGUAGAGGCCGCUCGGCGGCCGGGGGUCCCUUCGGUGGGGCCGCGGCUCCCCGCCCGCCGCCCCCGCGCGUCCAUUCCCUUUUGUGUCCCGCGCGCGGCCCGGCCCCGCGCACACUCGCGCCCGCGCCCCGGGGCCGGCGGGCGGCUCCCGGCGCGGCCCUGCUCCGCGCGCCCCGCUUUGUGUGGACGCGCCGGCCGGGUGCGCGCGGGCUGUCGUGCGCCCCCGGCCCCGUCCCGGCCCCGGCCCGGCGCGGCCCCCCGCCCGGCCCGCCCGGCCCGCCCGGCCCGACCCGGAGCGCAGCGCGGGCCGAGGGCGGGCGGGCGGCGCGCGAACAUGGCGACGGUGCCCGUGUACUGCGUGUGCCGGCUCCCCUACGACGUUACCCGCUUCAUGAUCGAGUGCGACGCCUGCAAGGACUGGUUCCACGGCAGCUGUGUGGGAGUGGAAGAGGAGGAGGCCCCAGACAUCGACAUAUACCACUGCCCAAACUGCGAGAAAACCCACGGGAAGUCUACCUUGAAGAAGAAGAGGGCCUGGCACAAACAUGGUCCAGGGCAGACGCCCGACGUGAAGCCCGUGCAGAAUGGCAGCCAACUCUUCAUCAAGGAGCUGCGGAGUCGGACCUUCCCCAGCGCGGAAGACGUGGUGGUCCGCGUGCCAGGCAGCCAGCUCACUCUGGGCUACAUGGAGGAGCACGGCUUUGCUGAGCCCAUCCUCGUCCCCAAGAAAGACGGGUUGGGCCUGGCGGUCCCAGCCCCCACCUUCUAUGUCAGCGACGUCGAGAACUACGUGGGCCCGGAGCGGAGCGUGGACGUGACGGAUGUCGCCAAGCAGAAAGACUGCAAGAUGAAGCUGAAGGAGUUCGUGGACUACUACUACAGCACCAACCGCAAACGGGUGCUCAACCUCACCAGCCUCGAGUUCUCCGACACCAGGAUGUCCAGUUUCGUGGAGCCACCUGACAUUGUCAAGAAGCUGUCAUGGGUGGAGAACUGCUGGCCCGAUGACGCGCUGCUGGCCAAGCCCAAGGUGACCAAGUACUGUCUCAUCUGCGUGAAGGACAGCUACACCGACUUCCACAUCGACUCGGGAGGUGCCUCCGCCUGGUACCACGUGCUCAAGGGGGAGAAGAUCUUCUAUCUCAUCAAGCCGGCUUCAGCCAACAUCUCCCUGUAUGAGCGCUGGCAGUCAGCCGCGAACCACAGUGAGAUGUUCUUUGCUGACCAGGUGGACAGAUGUUACAAGUGCACCCUCAAGCAGGGCCAGACACUCUUCAUCCCCUCCGGCUGGAUUUAUGCCACACUCACUCCCGUGGACUGCCUGGCCUUCGCGGGACAUUUCCUGCACAGCCUGAGCGUGGAGAUGCAGAUGAGAGCAUAUGAAGUGGAAAGGAGAUUGAAACUGGGCAGCCUGACUCAGUUUCCCAACUUUGAAACUGCCUGCUGGUACAUGGGGAAGCACCUGCUGGAGGCAUUCAAAGGUUCUCACAAGUCUGGGAAGCAGCUGCCCCCUCAUUUAGUCCAAGGAGCUAAAAUUCUCAAUGGUGCUUUUAGAUCAUGGACGAAAAAGCAGGCUUUGGCAGAGCAUGAGGACGAGCUCCCAGAGCACUUCAAACCUUCCCAGCUCAUCAAAGACCUCGCCAAAGAGAUCCGCCUUAGCGAGAAUGCCUCCAAGGCCGCCCGACCCGAAGUGACCCCCGCAGUCUCCUCAGAUGAAGUCUGUUUUGGGGGUCGGGAGAAAGAGGAGCCCCCGUCCCCUAUUGAGGCCAGCCCUCCGCGGUCCUUCCUGGAGAAAGUGUCCAAAAAAAAGACUCCCAAAACCGUGAAGAUGCCCAAGCCGUCCAAAGUUCCCAAGCCCCCCAAACCUCCCAAACCCCCGAAGCCCCCCAAGCCACUGAAGCUCAAGGAUGGGGGCAAGAAAAAAGGGAAGAAGUGCAGGGGCGCGGCCUCGCCCACCAUCCCCAACCUGGACCUGCUGGAGGCCCACACCAAGGAGGCGCUGACCAAGAUUGAGCCUCCCAAGAAAGGCAAGGCCACAAAGAGUGUCCUGAGUGUGCCCAACAAGGAGGCAAUCAGCUCGCAGAAUGACAUGGAGAGGCUAGAAAUCCGAGAGCAAACUAAGAGCAAGUCAGAAGCCAAGUGGAAGUACAAGAACAGCAAACCUGACUCCCUACUGAAGAUGGAGGAAGAGCAGAGGCUGGAGAAGUGUCCUUUAUCAGGGGGCAAGGACCCCAAGUUCUCGUUCUCCUUCAACAAGAGACUGCUGGGCUCCAAGGCCCUCAAGCCGCAGCCCAGCCCAGGUGUGUUUGGGGCUGUUCAGAGCUUCAAGGAGGACAAGCCCCAGCCGGUGCGGGACGAGUACGAGUACGUGUCGGACGACGGGGAGCUCAAGAUUGACGAGUUUCCCAUCAGGAGGAAGAGGAGCGCCCCCAGGAGAGAUCUGUCUUUCUUGCUGGACGGGAAGGAGCCACUGCCCACGCCCGCCUCGAAGCCAAAGCUGGACUCGGCACUCUACAAGCAGAGUGACGACUCCUCUGACGAGGGCUCGCUGCACAUCGACACAGACACCAAGCCCGCCCGCAACGCCAAAGUGAAGAAGGAGGGCGUGGGCUCGGCGGCGGGCAUCCUGGACCUGCUGCAGGCUAGCGAAGAGGUCGGAGCGCUUGAGUACAACCCCAACAGCCAGCCCCCAGCCUCCCCCAGCACGCAGGAAGCCAUUCAGGGAAUGCUGUCCAUGGCCAACCUGCAGGCCUCUGACUCCUGCCUGCAGACCACAUGGGGUGCCGGCCAGGCCAAGGGCAGCUCACUGGUGGCCCACGGUGCCCGGAAGAACGGGGGUGGCGGCAAGAGCGCAGGCAAGCGGCUGCUGAAGCGGGCAGCCAAGAAUAGCGUGGACCUGGACGAUUAUGAAGAGGAGCAGGACCACCUAGACGCCUGCUUCAAAGACUCGGACUACGUUUACCCCUCCCUGGAGUCUGACGAGGACAGUCCGGUCUUCAAGUCCCGGUCCAAGCGGAGGAAAGGCUCUGACGAUGCUCCCUACAGUCCCACAGCGAGGGUCGGCCCGUCGGUGCCAAGGCAGGACAGGCCUGUGCGUGAGGGCACCAGAGUAGCCUCCAUCGAGACCGGGCUGGCAGCUGCCGCCGCCAAGCUGUCCCAGCAGGAGGAGCAGAAGAGCAGGAAGAAAAAGAACACCAAAAGGAAGCUGGCUCCCAACACCCCCUCCCCCUCGGCCUCGGCCUCCACCACGUCGGCCUCCACCACAUCAGCCUCCACCACGUCGGCCUCCACCACCCCGGCCUCCACCACCCCGGCCUCCACCAGCACGGCCAGCAGCCAGGCCUCACAGGAGGGCAGCUCGCCCGAGCCCCCGCCCGAGGCGCACAGCAGCAGCCUGGCGGAUCACGAGUACACUGCAGCCGGAGCCUUCUCAGGGGCCCAGGCUGGCCGUGCCUCCCAGCCCAUGGCCCCGGGGGUCUUCCUCACACAGAGGCGGCCCUCUGCGUCCUCCCCCAACAACACCGCUGCCAAAGGAAAACGUACAAAGAAGGGCAUGGCCACCGCCAAGCAGAGGCUUGGGAAAAUUUUGAAAAUUCAUCGGAACGGAAAACUGCUCCUUUAAAGUUUGGAAAGCCAGGAUCCUUCCGCUCCGCUCAGGACUCCCGGAGCCCCGCUAGAACAUCAGCCCCCAGGAGGGUGGCCGCGCUGCCUCACCCCGGGGAGGGCCUGGCCCCCUCCCAGCCACCACUCCCCCCAUACGAGCAUCUGUUGCUUCAGCAGGCAGAGCUCACCGAUGUGGACAGACAUCCUUUCUCAAGUUGCUUAGAGUGACCAGUUCCCGAAACUCAGCCCUGCCCGUUUGAGGACCAUUCCAGUUUCAGGAGAGCCUCCAGGCACCCCUGACUGUGGGUGUGAUCGCAGGGCUUCGGCAGCUCUGCUGGGAGCACGAGUCCUUUGAGGAAGGAGGAGUGAGCCAAAGCUCACCAGGCCCAGAGUCUGAGCUAGCCACAGGCUGGUAGCCUCCAGAGGCUUAAAAAAGGCAAAGAACACUAGAGAGGAAGAGGAGGAGAAAGUGGGGUCUUAUGUGCCCCCCUACUCUUCCCGAGUGAUUCUCAGACAGUCCAGAGAGUGUGAGGCCCGGCCAAGAGAGGGGAUUCUGUGCUCCCCGGCCGGGGGCCGGCGGGCCGGAUGGUGGGUGUCGUGCCCCGAAUGGCCAGGGCCUUUCUUGGGAUGCUGGGGCCGGCAGCAGGGUCAGUGUGUUAGUGGCUGGGGGCGCCGUGAUGGGGUUCCCCUGGAAGGGUCAGGCCCAGCCACGACGUGGGGCCUAGGGGCCCGGGCUAAGCCAUGAGGGUGGGCCCCCGCUGCCCCACCGGCUACACUCCGAGAAGCACUUCUCAGCUGAGACACCCCGCCUGGCGGGGCGGAUGGCGGCGGGGCGGCCCGAGGACGCGGGGCCCGGCACGUCUGUCUGUCAUCUGUCCGUGUUUGGUGUCGAGUCCCUGGGUGGACCCUGGACCGAAUGUCCGCCCGUCGACACAGAGGGGCUGGAGUUGUUUCUCAGGCAAUCCUGUAUUUUAAUUUUAGAUCUAUCUCCUGAAGCAUAUUUUUCAUAGAAUGUAGCGUGUAAAUAGCUUUUUCAAUAACUUCUUUUUUAUAAGAGUAAAAGUAUCUUUAGGGAUUUCUUUCUAGAGAGUCCGUCAUUAACAUUUAUACGAGUUUUUUGCCGAGUAUGAUGAGCACUUGGUUUUUGCCUUCUUUCUGUUUACUGUUCCUGUUGGUGUUACUGUUUUCUUUUAGGAACUAAGGUAUUGCCUGAAAAACAAGUGGGUGUGUGUGGAGCCUUCUGUCUGUCUUUGCAGCAGCAGCCGUGCGCGAGACCCGCUCCAGACGCGACGGGAGAGGGCUCUUCGACUCGGACACCAGCUCUUUCUUUCCUUCUCGUUGGCGGAGGGGUGGGGAUGCAGUUAUUUUACUUAGCACCUUGUGAAGUGUUUCUGUGUUUUGUGAUGCUGUAAUUUAUUAAUGUUUGUAGCUUUUUAUAUUUGUACAUUUCUUAUGAGCUUUGUUUAUACGCCUGUCCCCAGGGGCCGUGUCGGCGAGGCCCGGCCCCGAGGCUGGCUGGCGAGCUCGCCGGGCGCUGGCUGCGCUCACUGUGCCGUCCUGGCGUCCGCGAGGCUUCCUUUCCCGUCCUUGUUGAACAUUUAUAUAAUCUAACCCGGCCAUCCAGCUGUUCUCUCUCUUUUAUUUUUUAAAGUUUAUUAUUAUUAUUAUUUGGCAACAUGUACAUUUCUAACAAAGUUUACCGUGGCUAUUAAAGUGUUUUAUUUCCCAAUUCAUAUUACUCUUGUAUCGAGUCCCUAAGGUCUAAGGCAGCUUAGAUCAAAGUUUUAAAAGAGUAAAAAUAUUUCAGGUUUUGUACAGAA